Messenger RNA from Sapajus apella (tufted capuchin), 3900 nucleotides. RefSeq names its product coiled-coil domain containing 39 (gene CCDC39). The transcript has 20 exons. Gene Ontology annotation, biological process: cilium-dependent cell motility; cilium movement; inner dynein arm assembly. The record is from RefSeq and is a predicted model, not a curated record. Lineage: Eukaryota; Metazoa; Chordata; Mammalia; Primates; Cebidae. The coding region runs from base 178 to 3006 and encodes 942 amino acids. Gene Ontology annotation, cellular component: axoneme.
AGUUCCGCCUUCGGGCCGGAGCGCUUCCUGUUUGGUAACUAAGGACGCGGGACGGUUGCUAGGGCUCCCGUGGCAAUUGCCGCCGCGCUGUGCAGGUGCCUGGGCUCCACGCGGGUGCUGGCCACCCGCUGUCCGGGAAGGCGGAUCUCUGCUCUGCACCUUUACCCGUUCGCAGUCAUGAGUAGUGAAUUCCUGGCUGAGCUGCGUUGGGAGGAUGGGUUCGCCAUCCCGGUGGCGAACGAGGAGAACAAGGUGCUGGAAGAUCAGUUGUCAAAGCUGAAGAAUGAAAGAACAAGCUUGCAAGGUCAGUUACGUGAUUAUGAAGAGCGAAUUAAUUCUAUGACUUCUCACUUCAAAAACGUUAAACAAGAGCUCUCAAUUACACAGUCUUUUUGCAAAGCGAGGGAGCGUGAGACUGAAAGCGAAGAACAUUUUAAGGCCAUUGCGCAAAGAGAACUAGGACGAGUGAAAGAAGAAAUUCGAUGUCUGGAAAAUGAGAUGGCCUCAAUACUGGAAAAGAAAACUGACAAAGAAAAUGGCAUAUUUAAAGCCACUCAAAAACUGGAUGGUUUGAAAUGCCAGAUGAACUGGGACCAGCAGGCACUGGAGGCCUGGUUGGAAGAAUCAGCUCAUAGAGAUAGUGAUGCACUCACGCUUCAGAAGUAUGCACAACAAGAUGAUAAUAAAAUCAGGGCACUGACUCUGCAAUUAGAGAGACUAACUUUGGAACGUAAUCAGAAAAGAAAGAUACUUGACAAUGAACUUACAGAGACUAUAAGUGCACAGUUAGAAUUGGAUAAAGCAGCGCAAGAUUUUCGUAAGAUUCAUAAUGAAAGACAAGAACUCAUUAAACAGUGGGAGAACACAAUAGAACAGAUGCAGAAGAGGGAUCAAGACAUCGAUAACUGUGCUUUGGAAUUAGCAAAGAUAAAGCAGGAAACAAGAGAAAAAGAAAAUUUGGUUAAGGAAAAGAUCAAGUUUUUGGAAAGUGAGAUUGGGAAUAACACAGAGUAUGAGAAAAGAAUUUCUGUGGCUGAUCGUAAUCUCUUAAAAUACAGAAUGGCGUAUCAGUACCAUGAAGCUGGUAGAAUCCAGCUGAAGGAUGAGCUGGAUUGUUUAAAAGCCACUGUGAAUAGAACUUCCAGUGAUUUAGAAGCUCUGAGGAAAAAUAUUUCCAAGAUAAAGAAGGAUGUUCAUGAAGAAACAGCAAGGUUACAAAAAACUAAAAAUCAUAAUGAGACAAUAAAAACAAAAUUAAAGGAGAUAACUGAGAAAACCAUGUCUGUAGAAGAGAAAGCUACCAAUUUGGAAGAUAUGCUAAAGGAGGAGGAAAAAGAUGUGAAGGAAGUAGAUGUUCAACUGAACCUCAUAAAAGAUGUGCUGUUUAAGAAAGCUCAGGAGUUACAGACUGAAACGAUGAAAGAAAAAGAGGUUGUAUCAGAAAUUGAAGGAACUCGUUCCUCUCUGAAACAUCUCAACCAUCAGUUACAAAAACUGGAUUUUGAAACCUUGAAGCAGCAAGAAAUUAUAUACAGCCAGGAUUUUCACAUUCAACAAGUGGAACGGAGAAUGUCACGGUUAAAGGGAGAAAUUAAUUCAGAAGAAAAACAAGCCCUUGAAGCAAAAAUUGUUGAACUUAAGAAGUCUUUGGAAGAGAAAAAAUCUACAUGUGGCCUUUUGGAAACACAGAUCAAGAAGCUUCAUAAUGAUCUUUUUUUUAUCAAGAAGUCAAACAGUAAAAGCAAUGAUGAAAAACAGUCCCUUAUGAGCAAAAUAAAUGAACUAAACCUUUUCAUUGACAGAUCAGAGAAAGAACUUGAUAAAGCCAAAGCUUUUAAGCAGGAUUUGAUGAUAGAGGACAAUCUUUUAAAACUUGAAGUUAAGCGUACUCGAGAAAUGCUUCACAGUAAGGCAGAAGAAGUUCUUUCCCUGGAAAAAAGAAAACAGCAAUUAUACACAGCCAUGGAAGAGCGAACUGAAGAAAUUAAGGUUCAUAAAACAAUGCUUGCAUCACAAAUAAGAUAUGUUGAUCAAGAACGGGAAAACAUAAGCACUGAGUUUCAUGAGCGGCUAAAUAAAAUUGAUAAGCUGAAGAACAGAUAUGAAAUUCUGACUGUUGGUAUGCUGCCUCCUGAAGGAGAAGAGGAGAAAACACAGGCAUACUAUGUAAUCAAGGCUGCUCAAGAAAAAGAAGAGCUUCAAAGGGAAGGUGACUGUUUGGAUGCUAAAAUCAACAAAGCUGAAAAAGAAAUCUACGCUCUAGAAAACACCCUGCAAGUUCUCAACAGCUGUAACAACAAUUACAAGCAAUCUUUAAAAAAAGUAACUCCAUCCAGUGAUGAGUAUGAGCUACAAAUUCAACUAGAAGAACAGAAAAGAGCUAUUGAUGAAAAAUACAGAUACAAACAAAGACAAAUCAGAGAACUUCAAGAAGACAUCCAGAGCAUGGAAAAUACAUUAGACGUUCUAGAACGUUUAGCAAAUAAUGUCAAAGAAAAAUUAUCAGAGAAGCAGGCUUAUUCAUUUCAACUAAAUAAAGAAACGGAGGAGCAGAAGCCAAAAUUAGAAAGAGUGACGAAACAGUGUGCAAAACUCACAAAGGAAAUCCGUCUUUUGAAAGACACAAAAGGUGAAUCACUGGAAGAACAAGAUAUCAAACUUCGUGAACUCAAACAGUUUCACAAGGUUAUUGAUGAAAUGUUAGUUGGUAUCACAGAAGAAAAUGCUGAGAUCCGCAUUAUCCUUCAAACAUACUUUGAACAGAGUGGGUUAGACCUACCUGCACCUAGUACUAAAGGCAGUCACCAGAGUUCCAGAUAUCCUUCACACACUUCACUACCAUCAGUAAGGUCAUCUAGGAGGACAAGUACACCUACUUCUCAGACUUCAGUUAAAGUAUUAGAGCUUAACUUCCCCGCCUCCUCUUCACUAGUAGGCAGCCCUUCUAGGCCAGCUAGUGCUAGUAGUAGCUCUAGUAAUGGUAAGAGCAAAAAGAGCAGCAAAUAAACAUUUUAAUCUCUUCUGAAAAAGUUGUAAACACAAAAACAAAAAUAUCAUACUUUAAAAUACAAAAUGAUCCAACACAUUUUAUCUAGUGGAAAGUGUAAAAUCUUAGUAAAAAGUGUAACAACUGAUAGUUUUUUUUUUUUUUAAAAAAAGGAAUGUUCUCUACUGUUUUCUUCAAACUGAAGAACACAUUAAUAGCAGAUUCUUGUCAGGCUACAGGUUAUACAAGCAUAGGGAAAACCCUGUAUUUCAAUGUAAUUUUGAUGUUCGUAGUGUUAGAAAAUAGUUUCCUUUAUUAUUUCACAAACUACACUCACUUCUAAUGUAACAAUCUUUCAGGAAGACAUUUCUAAAGAUUUACUCUACUAUUAUGAGCUUAUUACAAUGUUAAAAUCUCACCCUGUAAGACACCAAAAUUAGCUUUUAUUCAAAGUAACUAUUUCUCAGACUUUUGGGAAGAAAAGCUAUUAAAGGCAGUUUCUUCUUUUGGUAUAAUUUUUAACCAAAAAAUAGCAUGAACCCCCACUCUCCCCCAAAAAAUCCAAUUGAUAAGAAUACUGUACAUCCAUUUUAAAAUGCAGCUUAAAUUUCUAAAAGUCACUUCAUUCUGACCUUGAAAGAAAUCAAAAGCAUUAAAUAUUUCCUUACAGAUACAGCCAACCAAGUAUAAAAAAUACAUUUUUGAAACGUUAUUGAUUUAAUAAACAAUUUAAUGAAAACUAGAUAUGAUUUGAUUUGCAAUAGAAAUUUUUUAAGUUUACAGUUGGAGGUAGACUGCCAAAUUUAGUAGUUUUUCCAGUUAACACUUCAUUAUAACAUGUGCCCAACACUUUGUACUCUUGGAAUAGAAUGUGGAAUAUAAAACUGGAUUUUAAAUAAAUGUAUUAGAAUUCA